UUUUUAUUUCGAGAAAAAUCUUGAAAAAAAUGACUUCAACACGUGCCCAAACCCUUCAUUACAAGAAUUUACGCCAAAUUUUCGGCAAAUAUAUCCGUACAAUUGGUAAAGAUGCCCAUGAUUGUUGGUUAAUGAGUGGCAAUGACAAAAAAUUGAUUGCAGGACAUCAAUUCGUUCUCGCCGCCUGUAGCCCCUAUUUCGACUCCGUUUUUCACGAUUUGAACGAAGCUUUUGCCGAAAAGCCCGAUUCUCAGCCGAAAAUGAUCUUAGUGAUGCGUGGAUCAGCAGCGAAAACUCUUGAAAAGUUGGUUGAUUUCAUGUACAAAGGCCCGGAUGUGCUGCAAGAGGACUCAAGUGAUCCCGGAUGGAAGGAUUUGUACGCGCUCGGACAAGAAUUGGAAGUUUGUGGGUUGCUGGAAAGCAUUUUGGAGAAACGAAAGACAAUUUUGACGCCGAUGCAGGUCGAAACAGUGACGUUGGAAGCGGAAAAGGAUUGCGGUACGAAGGGAAAGUGGAUGGAUAAAGCUAUGAAGACUUUGGACCAAAUUCGAAACGGAACGAAGCAGAAACCGGCAACAGCGCGUGAAUUUGUGAAUGAAAUCUUCAAUAAUAACAUAAAAUAUGUGAUGGAGAAUGGUUUGUUGACGGGAGUUGUUGUCUGUAUAGUCGUUUUGGAUGGCGAAGUGUUCCAAGGAGUCGGUUCUUGUAACGACGAGGCACGAGAAGAUGCUGCAAUAAGUAUUAUCACGAAAUACUUGAAGAUGAAAUUUCCAUUAGAUUAAGUUUUGAUAAGUUUUUAAGUGGUUUUCGAUCAAAGUUUAUCGAAAUGUUAAAUUUUUAGGUUAUAUCGCGCCAUUUUUGAACAAAAUUUUGUGAAUGACCUUGAAUUUUAAAAAAACUCAGUCAAAUAUGAA
Messenger RNA from Culicoides brevitarsis, 914 nucleotides. RefSeq lists its product as uncharacterized. Lineage: Eukaryota; Metazoa; Arthropoda; Insecta; Diptera; Ceratopogonidae. Gene Ontology annotation, molecular function: protein binding. Bases 30 to 782 code for a protein of 250 amino acids. The transcript is spliced from 3 exons. The record is from RefSeq and is a predicted model, not a curated record.